Messenger RNA from Epinephelus moara (kelp grouper), 2497 nucleotides. Its product is annotated as E3 ubiquitin-protein ligase TRIM21-like. NCBI's taxonomy places the organism in Eukaryota, Metazoa, Chordata, Actinopteri, Perciformes, Serranidae. The transcript is spliced from 4 exons. The record is from RefSeq and is a predicted model, not a curated record. Gene Ontology annotation, molecular function: protein binding. The coding region runs from base 225 to 1601 and encodes 458 amino acids.
CUCCUCCUCCUUGACAGUCCCCUUCCUUUUUUAAUGAAUUACAAAUGUUUCUCCUCACCACCACUCAGCAAACAGAGCUGAGACUACGUGAGGAUGAUGUUCAGUGUUUCCACCCAACAUCUCAUCUGACACUGGUCGGGAAGGUUUGAGGAUUUGACUUUCAAACACGAGGGGUUGAGAAGGAGCAGCGUGUGUCAUCUGGAAGAGUUUAACAGAAAACCACAAUGGCAACCCCUGAAGAUCUUUGGAACACUCUGCUGCAACUGAAAGGUGAUGAGUUCAAGCAGUUCAAGUGGCUCCUGAAGCAAAAUGACAUCUGUAAAGGUUUUUCAGCCAUCUCAGAGGCCAAGCUGGAAGAGGCAGACAGGCAGGACGUGGUGGAUCUGAUGGUGCAAAAAUAUAAGCUUCCUGGAGCUUUGGAGAUAACCAUGAAGAUUUUAGAAAAGAUCAGCAGGAAUGACCUGGUUCAGCAUUUGUCACACACCAGUUCAACACCAAAAGACCUCAAGAACCACGACACCGUUCCUUUUAACUGUGAUUAUGAAAGGAAGAAGGCCAAGCUGGUGGAGAUGAAGGCUGAAAUUAAGCUGAUGAUCCAGGAGAGACAGAUGAAGAUCUUGGAGAUCAAUCGCUCAGCAGAGUUCAGCAGUAAAUCUGCAGACAGUCAUAUUGAAGACAGUAUGCAGGUGUUUGCCUUUUUGCAGCAGUCUGUUGAGAGAAGUUUGGCUGAUCUCAUCGAGGCAAUUGAAGAAAAGCGCAAAAAGACACAGAAACAGGCCCAAGGAUUCAUCCGAGAGCUGGAGAAGGAAAUCUCUGUGCUGACAAAGAGAGACGCAGAGAUGGAGCAGCUCUCACGCAUUGAAGACCACCCUAACUUCCUGCAAAGCUUAUCGUCCCUGAAUGCAAUUCCAGCCACCAAGAGCUGGACAGAAGUCAGCGUCACUCCACCAUCAUAUGGGGGAAGUGUGGGCACAGCUAUGAAUCAGCUGGAGGAAGUACUCAAGAAAGAGAAGGAGAAAUUGUUUGCCAAGGCCAAGCUGAAGAGGGUCCAGCAGUAUGCAAAGGAUGUGACUCUAGAUCCUGAUACAGCAAAUUCCUACCUCAUUUUGUCUGACGAUGGGAAACAAGUUUACUGUGGUGAUGUAUCACAAAACCUUCCAGACAACCCAGAAAGAUUUAAUUCUGGUGUAAAUGUCUUAGGAAAGCAAAGUUUCUCUUCAGGAAGAUUUUACUACGAGGUGCAGGUUAAAGGAAAGACUUCCUGGGAUUUAGGUGUCGUCAGAGAGUCGAUCAACAGGAAGGGGUUGAUCACAGCAAGCCCCAAAAACGGCUACUGGACGAUAUGUUUAAGGGAAGGAGAUAAGUACAUAGCCUCUGCCGUCCAUCUCAGUGUAAAACAUCAGCCGAAGAAAGUGGGAGUGUUUGUGGAUUAUGAGAAGGGCUCAGUCUCAUUUUUUGAUGUAGAUUCUGCUGAUCUUAUCCACAGCAUUACUGACUGUUCCUUCACUGAGAAACUCUUCCCAUUCUUUAGUCCCAGUCGUCAUUAUGAUGGCAAAAACGCUACCCCUCUGAUCAUCUGUCCUGUUAAUUACACGGGUUAGAUUUGAUCAAUCAUCAGAGGGUUUCAUCAUAACCGUAGCCACAAAAAGUUACUCUGUGGCCAGCAAAUAUCCCCUGUGACCAAUGAAUUUAUCACGUCUCUUGAGAAAGAGUGUGUCUCAAAUCGUAAUUUUUUUUUCUUUUUUUUAAAAAAGCAAAUAGCAAAUGGACGGUAGAGCAUUAUCGCCAAUAUUUGACUGCAACGAUAAAGGCUUUGGGGGUGAGGGCCAAUAUCUUUGGCAGACCUGGUGAAGCCAGCGGACAUCCCAACCAAGUCUUUCUCUUCCGUGUGCUGGCCAUUAUGGCAAAUCUCUGUUAACACAUAUCGGGAUAUCAAUGCUGAUACAUUUUUAAAAAGCUAACUCCACGAUAGCUGAUCAGUUCUGAGAUUGCAUUUCGGCCAAUGUGUUCUGCCUCUGGACUGUUUACCUGCCGUUCAAAUGUCAUUGAUCAAUAAUACUUGGACUACAAACAGACUACCGAGGCACCUUAUGGAAACCAGAACACUUUCAAUACUAAAAUCUUGUUCAGUUGCCUACAGAUCCCUCCUUAGGUUACAGUUUCACAAACAUUGCGAUUCAUUUGCUCCUUUUAGAUCAACAUUCUACGAGAACAGCGAACAGUACUUGACGCCAGCUAGCCAGGACUCGAGACUAAUGGCAUCCCAUUGUCCCGCUGAUGAGAGAGGGUGCGUUUUAGUUGAACAGAAAUCUUCCCUGGAUCCAGGACAAAAGUACUUUUUGUAUAUAUGUUUAAGGCUGCUGUGAAACUGGCAACAAAAAAAGUUUGCCUUGGGUGCAUCAGUACAACAGGCAAACAAAAAAAGGACAGCAGAAGGGAUACCCUCACACAAACUGGGCUAACUAACUGGGCUGGAGAGCCACAAAAAGGUCCACAG